Messenger RNA from Danio rerio (zebrafish), 3066 nucleotides. NCBI's taxonomy places the organism in Eukaryota, Metazoa, Chordata, Actinopteri, Cypriniformes, Danionidae. The record is from RefSeq and is a predicted model, not a curated record.
UAGCAAGUUUGAGUGAGACGUACAACGUCGAUGUCUCAAGAUCAAAAGCCGAACGAUAUGAAAUUAAACGGGACUGACAUCGCCAGUGUAUGUAGUUUGCCCCGAUUAGUAAAGUCGAAAAUGACUGCGUUUCAUUCAUAAAACAUGCGCGGGCUUUCAUGCAACACAGACGCAGCACCAGCAGAUCGCAUCUUGUUGUUUUCAUGACGUUUUAAAUCAUCACAGCGGCAAAGCCGAUGGAGAUUUGAUGUCACCUUCGUCAACGGGAUUUAGUUGCGUUUGGACGGAGAAAGCAAGCUCGACAUGGCUUCAGUGAACAGCUUCGGUGGUCCGGAGGAACUUGAGGACACGAAUCACGCUCUAAGUUUGAUGAAAGAGAUGAAAUUAUUCUACGACUCGCAGCUGUUAGUGGACGUGACCAUAGAAGUGGAGCCUGACACCGAAACAGCAGAGCGAAGUGUUUCCUCUGGUGCUGGAAAAGUGUUUCAGUGUAGCAGGAAUAUACUGGCAGCAGCGAGCCCUUAUUUUAAGAGCAUGUUUACAGGAGGACUGUACGAGAGCACGCAGAGAAAGGUCACCAUUCACGACGUGGACGCCGAUUCGAUGGCGGUCAUAAUUGAUUACUGCUACACUGGCAAAGUGACAAUCACUGAAAGCAACGUGCAGAGGCUUUAUGCAGCUGCAAACAUGCUGCAGCUGGAGUACAUCCGGCAAGCCUGUGCUAACUUCAUGACAAGAAGGCUGGACCUUUCUAACUGUGCAGGGAUUUUGAAGUUUGCGGACACCUUUGACAAUCUGGAGUUGAAGAGAGAAGCUCAGGCAUUCAUCGCAAAGAACUUUGUCCAGCUUGGUGCCAGCGUGAAAGAGCUUUGUGAGCUGGACCAGAGGCAGAUUAAAGAGAUCCUCAUGCUGGAUUCUUUGGAUGUUGACUGUGAGCGUAAAGUGUGCUCAUUCGCAGUACAGUGGAUUGAAAGUAAUUUACAUGAAAAUUCAGAAGAUGCGCUGCAGGUCCUUAAAUGUGUGCGGUGGUCUUUGUUUUCAGAGAAAGACAGGGUUUAUCUUGAUGGCCUUAAAUCAAAGCCUUUUAUAAAGAAAUAUCUUUCCAAUAUUUUAGAUGGGGCUUGCAGUGAGCAGAGCGGUACAAUUUCACUGAGUGUACAUGCUGCUAAACAAAGAAUCGGCAAGAGUGCAAAAGAAAUGGUGCUAUUCCUCGGACGGCCAAAUCAACCCAUCAUGUGCUAUGACCCCUAUGUGGAGGACAUCUAUUCCAUGGCAUCCCCGGUCAUUAACCUCACCAGUCAGAACUUCAAACGUUCCCCUAUGGAGACCUUUUUGGUCUGCACCACACCAGAAAACAAUCUGUAUCUCGCCUCACAGCUGUCCAAGCACUUUUGGGUCUACAAUCCCUUGUUGGAUUGUUGGCAGGAGCUUGCAGAAAGACUUCUUGGAAGAAUGCAGUCUUACAUCGGCUACCUCAAUGGACACCUGUAUAUUUUGGGUGGCAGAGAUCCAGUAUCGGAUGCCAGGCUUAAGGAAGUAGAAUGCUACAGCAUUCAAAGGAAUCAGUGGGUUUUUGUGGCCCCUUUGCCUCAUUCUUUGGGAAAGAUGCAGGUUGUGACAGUUAAUGAACGCCUUUAUGUGGUAAACAAGAGGAGGAUGCUGUGCUACGAGCCAAAGAAAAACCACUGGCUCCAGCGGGCCUCUCUGAAGCGCAGUAAACUCCACAAUGCCUGUGUCUUCCAAGAGCAGAUUAUCUGUUUGUGCGAUAUUCCUGUCGUCAAAGCAUAUAACCCAGUUCGUGGAGAAUGGAGGCGGAUCGGAGACAUUCCUAUUGACAGCUGUGCUCUCAACUAUCAAGUUGUGCAACACAGCAGCAAACUGCUGCUUUUAACUAUAGCAGUUGUUCAUCACAACAAAAACAGGCUUGUUAUACAUGAAUAUGAUCCCACUCGCGACUCAUGGAAAAAUGUUUCCACCCUCUUAGGAUCUUUCUUCGGAUCCAUAAGUCUCUCCACCCGGUUGUAUACUGCAUGUUUGGGGUCUGGUCGGAAAUUUGUUUUGGAGGAGGAUGACGACAGCGGCUCCAGCGCUGACUGGGACUUUGAUGGACUGACUGACGCAGACUCGGACUCCGGCAGCUCAAGCUCUUUUUCGGAUGAGAACUGGUAGUUUUCAGCCCAGGCUCACUGGAAAUGCCUAUAUUUUUGUGAAAUGUAAAAUAUGUUGGUUGGUAUGUGUCAUUACUCAUUUUAGAUGACAAAUCCACUAGAUGGCACUGUGUACAUUUUUUGCGAAUCUGAAAUAUGCUACUUUUAGCAUAUUUUUAUGCUAAAAGUAUGCAUGCUACUGACAUACUUUUCAUUGUAUGUUUCAGAUACACAUCAUUUUUGUACACUCCCACAAUAAGGCAGGGCUUGUCGUCCAGAUCAUCUAAACCAGGGGUUCCCAAACUUUUCAAAAUAUUACCCACAAAAUAAAAAUGUCAGUGACCCGCGACCCUCAAUUUUCAAGGUGGUUAUACUGUAAUUUUACAAACAUGCACACGCAACUCUAGGCAUAUAUAAAUGUAUAUUAAAAACACAAAAAUGCAAGUCUAAUUACCGUAUAGGUUUUAUAGUCAUUUAUUAUUUUAAUUUAAUAUUAAUUUAAAAAAAAUAAAGGCUGAUGGAUUUUUAUUUGUAGUUUGUUUUAGUUUCUUUAACGUAACUAUUUACUAUUUUCUGUGGGUUAUAAAUAAAAUAUGUUAAUUCAAAUAGUUUAAUAAAAUUUAUUUGUGUUUUGGAAAUCAUAAAGCAAACCUUUGUCAUGGUCCUAUUGUGUCCUGAUACUGAGUGUCCCGAAUGCCACUUUGGGAACCACUGAUUUAAACCAGUGAACCACUGACCUAAACCCAACCAAUAAUGUUUUCAAAUGCAAACAUAAGAGAAAAUUGCAAAUGUUGCUGUCAUACUUUCCUGUAGCAUUAAUUUGACUUAGAAUCUUCUGUCAAAUGUUUAGUUGAAAUCAGAAUUAUUAAACCUCCUUUGAAAUUAUUAUUAUUUUUUUUAUUUCCUAAAUGAUGUUUAA